Rosa chinensis is the source of this 1182-nucleotide messenger RNA. RefSeq names its product short-chain dehydrogenase TIC 32, chloroplastic. Bases 1 to 1182 code for a protein of 393 amino acids. The record is from RefSeq and is a predicted model, not a curated record. The transcript has 9 exons. Lineage: Eukaryota; Viridiplantae; Streptophyta; Magnoliopsida; Rosales; Rosaceae.
AUGGGGAUAUUAUUUAGCAAGAAAGGACCAUCUGGAUUUUCUGCUUUUUCGACAGCAGAGGAGGUUACUCAUGGGAUUGAUGGAACUGGUCUUACUGCCGUAGUCACAGGAGCUUCAAGUGGUAUUGGCGUAGUGACAGCACAUGUCCUUGCUUUGCGUGGUGUCCAUGUAGUAAUGGCAGUCAGGAACAUUGAUGCUGGGAAUAAUGUUAAAGAAGCAAUACUUAAGGACAUUCCCACUGCUAAAAUUGAUAUCAUGGAAUUAGACCUCAGCUCUUUAGCAUCUGUAACAAAAUUUGCAGCGGACUAUAAUUCUAAAGGCCUUCCACUGAACAUCCUUAUUAACAAUGCAGGGGUUAUGGCAACUCCAUUCAAGCUUUCUCAAGAUAACAUAGAACUUCAGUUUGCUACGAACCAUUUAGGUCAUUUUCUCCUCACAAAUCUUCUCUUGGAGACAAUGAAACACACAUCGCGAGAGAGCAGAAUAGAAGGAAGAGUUGUUAAUGUAGCAUCUUUAGGCCAUAAAUUUGGGUAUCCGGAAGGAAUUGUUUUCGAUGAAAUCAAUGAUGAAUCAAGGUACAACAAAUAUCGUGCAUAUAACCAAUCCAAGCUUGCUAACAUAUUACAUGCUAAUGAGCUUGCAAGGCGUUUAAAGGAAGAAGGUGUGGAGAUAACUGCUAAUUCUCUUCAUCCCGGAGAUAUUUACACAAAUCUUUUACGCAAUGUUCAUAGCUUUUUUCAAUGUUUUUUUAAGACGCUGUCCCUGCUGGGUAUAUUUAUGUCAAAAACCGUUGAGCAGGGAGCGGCGACAACAUGCUUUGUGUCACUUCAUCCACAAGUAAAGGGAGUAAGCGGGGAAUACUUUUCAGGGUGCAACAUCACCAAACCGAGCUCUCAGGCAAAAGAUGGAGAUGUGACCAAGAAACUCUGGGAAUUUAGCUUGAGUUUGACCGAUCGAAAGGGCGGCACCCACAUUCUUGGUGUCACUCCAUCCACAGGUCAAAGGAGUAAGCGCCGAAUAAGGACUAUAACAUUGCCAAAUCGAGCUCUCAUGCAAAAGAUGCAGAUUCGCUACCAGACUGGGAUUUUAGCUCGAGUUUGGCCAAUCCCUAGUACUAGAGGUUUUAGUCCUCAUCCUAAUAGCCAAAAGAUAGAUGCAGAUUUUUUGGACUGCAUGUUAUGA